AUGGGCAACUCAAUCUCAAAAGAUGGUGCAGUGACAAGAGUCUGCGAAUCGAUUCCAGUCGUGGGAACGGUCACUGCAGGAAUUCAAGCGUUGGCAGGCAACACGGAGCAAGCAAAAAGAGCGCUUGCUGUCAGCACAGGAAGCCUGAUCAAGGUUGCCGGUGCUGUCGGAGGCUUCUGCAUCGGUGGCCCAGUUGGAGCCGUCGCUGGAGGCGCACUGGCUGCUUCGGUAGGUAUCGGUGCAGAGUACGGUAUCAGUCAAACCAUCAAGGACCCAAGCGUCAAGGGAGAUGCGGGUGAUAUCAGUUUGAAACGAUUCGCCGUGGACACGGUGCUUGGAGGAGCUACCAGCGUAUUGGGUCCAGGAGCUGGGGCUGUCAAAGAGGCUGGUACGCAGAUUGUACGCGCGGCCGCUUCCGAAAUAGCUAAAGGCAUGGCCAAGAACGCGAUGAUAAAAGCGGGCACGGAGAUGGCACGACAAGCUAGCCAAACCACCAUCACCCAAGUCGUGAGGACGGGUGUCGCUAGUGCUGUUUUGCAAGCCAGCAAGGGCGCGAGCGGUGUAAUAACAAACCCGCAGCCUAUUCCGAAUGAGGGGGGUGACAAACCCGGACCGAAGAAGAAGAAGCAUAUUAUUGUCACACAGAUGCAAGAUGACCGAGCCAGAAGUCUCGAAGGUGUCAUCCAGAACGCCAAAGCAGCGUUGCAAGCCUGUCACAAACCAGCGAUCUUUACGGACGAUGUUCUCACGGACGAGCAAUUUGGCCCGAAUAAUGAAUCGAUUCUAGCCAUACUCAAAGUGCUCGAAGGCUUUGUCCAGCCCAUCGUCUAUGGUGCUGACUUUGCUCAGGCCAACAGCGUCUACACGCCUGGUCAACAAUUUGCCUUUACCGCUCUGAACAACAAGGGGCUUAAGAUUCUCCAGACCAUUGUUAUCAGCGAUAAUUUGCAGGAUAUACAGUUGUGGCGCACCCACGAGACAGCCCUGCAUAUAGCAAACAGUGCCCUACGCGGUAAAAUGGCCCAAGGCGGUCAGGAAGUCGACCUAUGA
This is a messenger RNA of Marasmius oreades (fairy-ring Marasmius), 1050 nucleotides long. RefSeq lists its product as uncharacterized. The record is from RefSeq and is a predicted model, not a curated record. The transcript has 2 exons. Lineage: Eukaryota; Fungi; Basidiomycota; Agaricomycetes; Agaricales; Marasmiaceae. Bases 1 to 1050 code for a protein of 349 amino acids.